This is a messenger RNA of Pogona vitticeps (central bearded dragon), 3855 nucleotides long. The record is from RefSeq and is a predicted model, not a curated record. Lineage: Eukaryota; Metazoa; Chordata; Lepidosauria; Squamata; Agamidae.
ACGUCAGCCUAACUGCCUCUCGCUGCAGGAUUUCUCUGAGCUCCUUGUGGAGAGAGGAAGUUCCUGGGACCUCUGUUCUGAGAGCAAACACUCACGAUGGGGAGGAACUCAGAACCACUUUGUAAAGAAGUAUGACAACAGGAGCAGAGACAUGGAUAUGCAUGGUGAUGUUGGGAGAAGAGUGCAUCUCACUGGGGACUGAAGAUCUGUGAUGGAGAUCUAGCCCAGACUGCAGUAGAGAUGGGCAUGAAUCAGAAAAAUGGAAAGAGCUGAAGACUUCAGGACCCUUCGAGCAAAAUUCCAAAAUGAAUCCAGCAAGCCCUCAGGAGAAAUCAGCCUACGGCAACAUCUUGGUGCCAGUUCAACACCUUCUCCUGAACCCAAGACUGUGCAUCGAGUACAACCUCCAGAAAUCAUCCCACGGCAAGGUCCCACUUCUAAGGCUGCCCCUUGUGCCAAGCCCAGGUCCUCACACCUGUCACAAGUCCCAGAUCAUGAGCAAAAGCCUGCAUAUAUCAGCUUAGCAGCAGCUGAAUCACAACUCAGUGGCACAUCCCAGAAAUCUGAGACAACACCUAUCAAACCUAUGGUCCUGCCCAGAGUCAAACUUUGUGAGUUGUCUGAAAUAAGGAAAAAGAAUGAAAAGAAAGCUACGGAGUCUCCAGAAACUCCGUGGAAAGCAUCUGUGCCUGUGGCCCAUCCUCAAAAACAACGUCCAGUGUCCUGUGGCUACUCUCAAGAAGCCGGGUUAGCAGAUCAUUCUUUCCACAGCACUCUGCGCAUUUGGGAAAGUGCUGCAGCAUUUCAGGGAGACCAGAUGUCUUCCACAUUGCCACCCCAACGCCCAAAACGGACAACAUCUCUUGCACAGCUAAGCACUAGCAAUAAUAAUUCUGUCACUGUGGAGGAGAAAGCUGAAAUGUGUGAAAAUGUCCAAGCCUUGACACUUGCUGCACCACAGAAGCCUUCUCAAGGGGACCUGACUCCUUUUCCCGCGGUGUCACCACCUCUUCCACCGAGGGGCCAAACAGGUUCAGAGAAUUUGACACCUGGAGGUCUUAAAAUUAUAAAUUCUUCCCCCAGUACUAAUAAGAUGGGCAGACCAAGCAAGACUCUGCAGUCUUUAACUGAAAGGCAAAAUGAUGCUGAAGAACUCAAGCUUCCAAAAACUAAGCCACUUCCGUCCAUUGUAUCACUUGGUCCUCCACCAAAGAAACCAGCAAGGCCUCCCAAGGUAGAUCUUAGUCCUUUCUGUCGGAACCUUCCAGAUGCUACAGAUGAUGCAUAUAUCACUCCUGAAAUAACGGAUGACUUGAACAUGUAUGAAGAAUCAAUGUCUUACCUGACCCAGCCAGAGAGUUCCAUUAAUUCUGAUCAGGAACUUGCACACCCUCUCAAGCCUGGAAAAAAGGAAGAUACCAAGAAAUCAUAUUUCCUUACUACCACACCUAGCAUUGGAACAGAGGAUACAAAAGGGAGAGGACCACUCUGGAAUCCUGAAACAACAAAACAAGCUAAAGAAAUAGUCAAGAUUAGUAGCCAUGAUAGAGUGCUCACUAAACCAAAAAUAAAUGGAGAAUGUAGAGGUGAGAAGUACCUGCUUCAAGAGGAGACCACAUCAUCUUUACCUGAAGAAGGAGUAACAAAAGAUGGGAAUUAUGGCUAUGUGUGCCCAGAAACCUUGAAAAUAGAUGAAGAGCAAGCAAGCCUAGACUCAAGACCCCUUAAAUUGGAGCAGCCGAUGGAGGAUAUGUACGAUGAUGUGGAAGGAAUACAGAGAGACCUGCAAGCCUGUGAAGCCCAUCGCUCAUUUGCUUCAGAUACCUGUGAUGCCUAUGAAGAAACGUAUGAGGAUAUUCAAAAUGAAGGUUAUGGAUCAUCCAAAAUAGAAGAUGCUAAAGUCGAAAAACUAAAGGGGUUUGGAAAAUUGUUCAAGAAAGGAAAAUUCAAAAUAAAAAAUGCACAAUUGAAAGACAAUGCCCGCAACCUAUCCCGUUCUGCACCAAACCUAGAUAUUAUAGCCAAGGAGGCCAUAGUGUAUAAUAAUGUCAGCGCUGAACAAAUGGAUACAAACUCUUCUCCAAGAACCUUAUUUAGGGUCAAGAAAUAUAAUUUGGAGAAGAAUAACAAGAUGACAAAAGAGGAAAAAUUGUUUAGAGAGAAGUUCAUGUAUGAUAAAGAGAUCAAAGUAAUUAAUACUGCAGUUGCACACUGUUCAAAUACUUUGACCAAAGGGAAGCUGGACUUGAAGAUUACAGCUGGAGAACAACUUGAAGUUAUUGAUGUUACUGAAGGAAACCAACUACUAUGCCGGAAUUCUGAAGGCAAAUAUGGUUAUGUGCUAUUAGAACACUUGGAUUUCAGGCAUUAGUGCUACACAGCUAGAACAUUACUGAUGUUUCCUAUGAAGUAAUGAUGCAUGGAUGGAUCUGCAUGCUGAAAACUAACACCAGUGAAAGGAAACAGCUGGGUAGUUGAUGGCAAAUUCAAUGUACAGCUUGAGUUCUUUAGUAGCUGAGUUUUAACAAUUGCUGUUCCUUGGAUGAAAAUGAGUAUGAUGUUUUUUAAAUAUUGUAAAUUCAAAAUGGUGGUUCUCAAGAUUCAUGCCACUCUGUGUGUGCCUUGAUAAUCUAGACGAGCAUUGGUUCCCAACCUUGAGUCCCCAGAUGUUCUUGGACUGUAGCUCCCAGAAAUCCUGGCCAGCACAGCUAGUGGUGAAGACUUCUGUGAGUUUUAGUCCAAGAACAUAUGGAGGGACAAGGCUGAGAACCACUAAUUUAGAGAAAUGUUGUAACCCCCAAAGUACCAUGUACUGGGGUAAUAUGCUUUUGCAUGCACAAACAUUUUCCUCAGAUUUUGUUUUCAGCUGCCAACCCCUCAAACAAUGGAAGAUCUUCCAACUUUAAUUACGGUAAUGUGUACAGAAGUCUCCUUGCUUCUUUGAAUCAUGGACAGCAUACAGAUAUUCUAUGUCUUAAAUAAAAUGCUCUGCCUGUGUGCGUGUGCAUGAUAGAAAGAGAAUGAAUUCUACCAAUAUCAAGACACUUGGAAUUUGUAUUAAGCACAUGAACAUAUUAACACCUAUUAAAUAUAUUGCUCUUAUAAUUGACACAUUAGUUUUAGAUGUAAAUAAUUAACAUUUAAUGGUAGACACUUUGUUUCUAAGGGCUGUCUUGCUAACUGUACUUUAUAAUAUAAAGUUGUAGGUCACUUUACAUAGUUGACCAAUUUCACAUAAAUUAAAUAUGUACCUUGGCUUGCUAUGUUAUUUGUCUUAUCUAUUAAGUACCGUUGAAAAAAAAUAAUGGAAAGGACACUUCUGGGGGAACAAAUUCCUCUUUUCCCCUUAAAUCGCCAAAGCUGCUGCAAAGGAUUGGGGGCCUUUUUUUGGAACAGAAUGAAUUGGGAUGUAGGAGGAGAAAAUACUCACUGAAUGAGUGGAUGUUCUCUCAUGCCAUUUUGCCCAAUAAAAUCAGUUAAAAAAACCAAGGUUCCAAUUAAAGGGUAUGGUCAUGACAUAGGUGUCCUCCGGACCACUCUUCUGAUUUUGACAUUGAUGGGUUGGUUUCAUCCACAACUUAAGGACUGCAGCACAGUUGGCCAAAGAUAUGUUGGCUAUUCACAACGGUGAAUCACCAGUCACUGGGAAAAUGGAUAAAACAAAUAAAGAUGGGGGAAAGGGGAUGUGCUUACAAAGAGCGCAAAGAUGAUGAAAAUCCUUGUCCCAUUGCAGUGUUGUACACAUUAGAGUUCUUGCUUAUUCCAUGAAGUGCUGAUAGUUGUAUUAGAAAUUAAACUUGUAACAGUUAUCAGAUAUGAUGCAUGAGGAAACCUUGCAAUAAAAACCAAAUUCCA